Cavia porcellus (domestic guinea pig) is the source of this 3973-nucleotide messenger RNA. RefSeq names its product baculoviral IAP repeat containing 2 (gene Birc2). Bases 1631 to 3484 code for a protein of 617 amino acids. Gene Ontology annotation, cellular component: cytoplasm; nucleus. Gene Ontology annotation, molecular function: ubiquitin protein ligase activity; cysteine-type endopeptidase inhibitor activity involved in apoptotic process. Lineage: Eukaryota; Metazoa; Chordata; Mammalia; Rodentia; Caviidae. The record is from RefSeq and is a predicted model, not a curated record. Gene Ontology annotation, biological process: negative regulation of apoptotic process; negative regulation of necroptotic process; positive regulation of protein ubiquitination. The transcript has 9 exons.
CUUCGCGGGGUGCCACGCUCCCUUCGGGACAACGCUAGGGACACGGGGAGAAGGCCACGGGAAAUGCGCACUGCACGGCUGCGCCCCAAACAUCUAGUCGCCGCGGACGGCGCCUUGCCUCCGGAGCCGACAGCUCAGCCUCGGGGGGUGGGGGUGGUGGCCACUCAGCGCUGGGAUCCCGUGGGACCCCAGACUCAGCCCACGACUCCAGGUCUCGCCAACGCAAUGCGCGUGCGCGACGCCGCAGACUCCCGAGCGCCCUCGCGCGGCGGCUGCUGUGAGCCUCGCGACCGGGCGUGCUGACAUCACGGACGUCGGCGUCGGCCCCUCUCGGGUCGGGCGUUUUGGGAACGCCUAGGGCGAAGGGGAGCCGGUUGGGUCCUUGUUGGGCUUUGGGGAGGCGUCGCCGCUCUGCUGGUGUGCAGAGGCCUGCAAGAGCUGCCCGGGCUGCCCUCUUCUUGCGUUCUCUGCGCCGGUGCUGUGAUUACAGCUUUGAAGAGUCUGUCUCCCAUUUUCUCCCCUGCGGAAAUAAAUCCCAUCGUGGAGACCCUAAAACUUUCUAGAGGGAUAUAGUUUGACUAUAAUUUUGUUUCCAGAACUAAGCUUAGUAAAUUACUGGUACAUUAUUGCAUAUGCAGUAGCUUUAUUAUAUUUUGUUAGACUUUAGUGAUAACAGGAAAAUAUGUCCUUUGAUAAGUUGAUCCUGAAUUACGACAUGACAAAUAUAAUUGAAUGGUCCUUAAAUGAGUAGGUUAUUUAAUUUUUAAAAUGCAGUUAAAGUGUGUGCUGUGGAAAUUUUAUGGUUUGCUAGUUAAGUUUAUGGAGAAAAUGCCUUAGUUGACCCGGUAUAAACGAUAUGCACAAGUAAAAAAGACAAUAGAAUGAUACUUUGGGAAGUGGAAACAAAUGUAGAUAAUUUUAGACAAAGAAGAUUUUAUAGUUUGAAGUACUAAGCAAAAUUCACUUGAUAUUACAUAGAUUCAGUAAAGCUUGUGAGUACUGACUCCCCCAGAAGUUACUAACUGAAGCUAAGCUAACUUAGUUAAGUAAAUACUUUAAUGAUAAGCAAUGUGGAAUUAGACUUUAGAUGGUAUAAGCAAUGACUCUGUUUGCUAGAAUAAAAUGAGAUUAACUUGGAUGUCAUAAUGUGCUUUUAAAGGGAAAAGAAUCCUGCAUUAUAACCUUAUUUUGUUGGUAUAACCAGUAAUUGGCCUUAUAUCCGGCCUUCAUACCUUAUAACCAAAAGCACAUUAAAGGCAUAAGUUAAGUAUUCUGUUUAUAGUUGCUUAAAAUUCUAAGAAUAUAAAGUUUUUGAAAAAUCAAAGUGUUUUAAUACAGUUAGAAGUGUAUACAAUUUUUCAGGUCUUUAGUUAUUAUACCAAAUUAUGAGCAAAUAGCAGUUAAGUUACCUAAAAGAGUUAAUGUAAUAAUCCCAAAGACUACUAAGUAGUAUCUUGGUAAUUUAGGAGAGUCAUCAAACCUGAGUGUACACUCAGAUCUAAACCCAGUAAAGAAGUUGUAGUGAAUUCUGCAUAAGUAGGACUCUGUUAUUUGAUCCCUUUUUGUGGUAAAAAUCUAAAGAGAAAUUUUAUGUGAAAGUUUUAGCCGUAAGAAGUACUGUCACCCACUCAUGCAUAAAACUACCUCCCAAAGAUUUGUUCAAAGUCCCACAUAUAGAAAAAUUGAAAAUAUAAUGGAAGAGAGCACAGUCUUGCCAAAUCGGACGAAUGACAACAAACAAAAAAUGAAGUACGACUUCUCAUGUGAACUGUACCGCAUGUCCACAUACUCAGCUUUUCCCAGCGGUGUCCCCGUCUCAGAGAGGAGUCUUGCUCGUGCUGGUUUCUAUUACACCGGUGUGAAAGACAAGGUCAAAUGCUUCUGUUGUGGCCUGAUGCUGGAUAACUGGAAACAAGGAGACAAUCCGAUUGAAAAGCAUAAACAGCUAUAUCCUAGCUGUAGCUUUAUUCAGAAUCUGAUUUCAGCUAACCUUCAGUCUAUCUCUAAGAAUUACUCUGCAGUGAGAAACAGUUCUACACAUUCAGUAUCUCCUGCUUUGGAACAUUGUGGUUCAUUCAGUGGUUUUUGUUCCAGCCUUUCACCAGACCCUCUUAACUCCAGAGCAAUUGAAGACUUCUCUCCAACGAGGACUAACUCCUACAGUUAUGCCAUGAGUACUGAAGAAGCCAGAUUUCUUACUUACAAAAUGUGGCCAUUAACCUUUUUGUCACCACUAGACUUGGCAAGAGCUGGCUUUUAUUAUAUAGGACCUGGAGAUAGAGUGGCCUGCUUUGCAUGCGGUGGAAAACUAAGUAACUGGGAGCCAAAGGAUGAUGCCAUGUCAGAACACCGGAGACAUUUCCCCACCUGCCCAUUUCUGGAAAAUUCUCUGGAAACACUGAGGUUUAGUAUUUCAAAUCUAAGCAUGCAGACACAUGCAGCUAGAAUGAGAACAUUCGUGUAUUGGCCAUCUACGGUUCCAAUUCAGCCUGAGCAGCUUGCAAGUGCCGGUUUUUAUUAUGUUGGUCGCAAUGAUGAUGUCAAAUGCUUUUGCUGUGAUGGUGGCUUGAGGUGUUGGGAAUCUGGAGAUGACCCUUGGGUAGAGCAUGCCAAGUGGUUUCCAAGGUGUGAGUUCUUGAUACGCAUGAAAGGGCAGGAAUUUGUUGAUGAGAUUCAAGCUAGAUAUCCUCAUCUUCUUGAACAACUAUUGUCAACUUCAGACACUCCUGGAGAAGAAAAUACCGAUCCACCAAUUGUGCAUUUUGGACCUGGAGAAAGUUCUUCAGAAGAUGCCGUCAUGAUGAACACCCCUGUGGUUAAAGCUGCUUUGGAAAUGGGGUUUAGCAGAAGCCUGGUAAAGCAGACAGUUCAGAGUAAAAUCCUAACCACUGGGGAGAAUUACAAAACAGUUAAUGAUAUUGUAUCAGAACUUCUUAAUGCUGAAGAUGAAAGAAGAGAAGAGGAAAAGGAAAGACAAGCUGAAGAAAUGGCGUCAGAUGACUUGUCAUUAAUUCGAAAGAAUAGGAUGGCUCUCUUUCAACGCUUGACAAGUGUCCUUCCUAUCCUGGACAGUCUUUUAAAGGCCAAUGUAAUUAAUAAACAGGAGCAUGAUGUUAUUAAACAAAAAACACAGAUACCUUUACAAGCAAGAGAACUGAUUGACACCAUUUUAGUUAAAGGAAAUGUUGCUGCCACCAUCUUCAAAAACUGCCUAAAAGAAAUUGACUCUACAUUAUUUGAGAACUUAUUUGUGGAAAAGAAUAUGAAGUAUAUUCCAACAGAUGUUUCAGGUCUGUCACUGGAAGAGCAAUUGAGGAGGUUGCAGGAAGAAAGAACUUGUAAAGUCUGUAUGGACAAAGAAGUUUCUAUUGUGUUCAUUCCUUGUGGUCAUCUGGUAGUAUGCCAGGAAUGUGCCCCUUCUCUAAGAAAGUGCCCUAUUUGCAGGGGUAUAAUCAAGGGUACUGUUCGUACAUUUCUCUCAUAAAACAAAAUAGGUUAUAUGUGGGUCUACACAGAAACCUCUUUAAACUAUUGUUGCACAUUUGAAAUUAUGUGAAACAUAAGAGAAAUUAUUGGUUCUUGUUAAUAUUCAUGUUCUAUUCUGCUUGGUAUUAAUAACUUUAUUUCAAAAAAGGUAGUAUUACAUAUGUAGUCUUAAUGUUUAGUUGCAGAAGAUUUGUGUUUAAUAAGCUGAAUUAGUAUGUAUGGGUGAACAUAGGAGUUAAAUAUGUGCUUGUUUGAAUAAUUCUAGGAGUUACUGUAUUUGGUAUUGUUAAUGAAAGCUCUGAGUACUAAAAGUACAGUUUGAAAGUACAGUACUGGAAACCAGUAGCUCUGGAAUUCAUCAGAGUUACGGUGCCAAUUUUUUUUUUUUUUUUGUGCUUUUUACUUGUAAAAAUGUACUUACAUUGUAGCCUGUCACUUUGAUUUCCUCUAGUUUGUGAGAAAUUUUAAUAAAGUAUGUUAAAAGGAA